Molecule: messenger RNA, 838 nt
Organism: Limanda limanda (common dab)
Lineage: Eukaryota; Metazoa; Chordata; Actinopteri; Pleuronectiformes; Pleuronectidae
Gene: timm17b
Product: translocase of inner mitochondrial membrane 17 homolog B (yeast)
Exons: 5
Coding region: 16-588 (190 amino acids)
Biological process (GO): protein import into mitochondrial matrix
Cellular component (GO): mitochondrial inner membrane; TIM23 mitochondrial import inner membrane translocase complex
Molecular function (GO): transmembrane protein transporter activity
Source: RefSeq, a predicted model, not a curated record
ACGACAACAAACAACAUGGAGGAAUAUGCCCGCGAGCCCUGUCCGUGGAGGAUAGUGGACGACUGCGGAGGCGCCUUCACCAUGGGUGCGAUCGGUGGGGGGGUGUUCCAGUCAAUGAAGGGCUUUCGUAACGCCCCUGCAGUGAGUUCAGAACAUUAUGGUUUUUGCUCUGUGAAUCACACCAGGUUUCCAAAGGCAGAACUGAACAGUGCUCUCAUGUUUCAGGGUGUCGCACACCGACUGAGAGGCAGCGCCAACGCAGUGAGAGUGAGAGCUCCACAGAUCGGAGGGAGCUUUGCUGUGUGGGGGGGUCUCUUCUCCACUAUUGACUGCGGUCUGGUUCGUGUGAGAGGGAAAGAAGACCCCUGGAACUCUAUAACAAGUGGAGCGCUGACUGGAGCUAUCCUGGCAGCUCGCAGUGGGCCCUUAGCAAUGAUGGGCUCUGCCAUGAUGGGAGGGAUUCUGCUGGCUCUCAUUGAGGGUUUUGGGAUCCUCCUCACCAGAUACACAGCGCAGCAGUUUCAGAAUCCUGUUCCCUUUGCAGACGACCUGAAUCAGCUGCCUCCAAAAGAUGCAGCACAAGUGUAGGGAGCGUUAAGGAAUGAGAGCAGCUGUGAGAGCAGUGAGACCCACCUAAGAGUAGCAGGGACACCGAGGUUCUACAGCAGGUAUCAGGUGGAGAUACUGGUCACUACAGUGGUGUCAAGUAGUUGCACUUCAGGUUUUAUACCUCAGGAACAAAGUACUGUGAGUUUUAGUUUUAAGUGAAUGUUUAUGUGAGCGAGGAUCCUUCUGACAAACCUCGUGUUUGCACCUGCAGCAUCUCAUGCAAUGUUUU